Lentinula edodes (shiitake mushroom) is the source of this 1423-nucleotide messenger RNA. RefSeq lists its product as uncharacterized. Lineage: Eukaryota; Fungi; Basidiomycota; Agaricomycetes; Agaricales; Omphalotaceae. Gene Ontology annotation, biological process: mRNA splicing, via spliceosome. The record is from RefSeq and is a predicted model, not a curated record. Gene Ontology annotation, cellular component: ASAP complex; nucleoplasm; cytoplasm. The transcript has 8 exons. The coding region runs from base 28 to 1326 and encodes 432 amino acids. Gene Ontology annotation, molecular function: zinc ion binding; RNA binding.
AGUUUUGGUUUCUUUCUUUCAUCAUCUAUGUCUGUUCCACCUUCUCCUGUCCUAGAUGGCGAGCAAAAACAGGAUGCCUACGAGCAGGCAACAGGCCCUGACGAUGGCGGUAGCCUGGAUGCCAUGAACGGUGGCGAUGAUCAUCACAAACUACUGGGCCCGGACAAUGAAAAUCCUGUAGACUAUUCCCGUGGCUCCAACAUCAGUGCUUCAAUUCCCCCAAAACCAGAUGUCGAACCUCCUGUGCUUCGUGAAAAGCAGGUCAAGCCGAACAAAGUAUAUAUUGGUGGCCUUCCGGAACAUACAAGGCAAGAGGAUCUACAAAAUUGUUUUGGAAAGAUUGGGAACAUAGUGGGUGUUGAACUCAAAGCUGGAUACGGUUUUGUCGAAUUUGAUACCCGCGAAGCUGCUGAAAUGAGUGUAAGCAAAUACCAUGAAGGUACAUUCAUGGGCAACAAAAUCCGAGUCGAGCUUUCUCGUGGAGGAGGUAGGACUGCAAAGUACGCUGGUGACCCGUUGUCGUGUUUUAGAUGCGGACAGUUGGGCCACUGGGCUAGGGAAUGCCCUCUUCAUCCAGGACCACCUCCUAGUAGCUCUUCUCGUCGCAACGAAGCAUCGUUGAUUGACCGCAUUGAUCGCGCUCACCGAGAUCAUCUUCCUCCUCCACCGCGGAGUCCUCAUCGGCUGUCCCCUCUUCGUGAUGCUCGUGACACUCGUGCUUCUCGCUACGACUAUCCUCCUCCCCGUGACUAUCGCCGGCCUCUUUCGCCUCCUCGUGAUUACUACCCUCCGCCCCCGCCUCGCUCUCGAUACGAUGAUUACCCUAGAGAACGCGACCGCUAUGUCCCUCCGCCGCCCCCGCCUGAUUAUCGAAAUAGUAGUAGUCGAUACCCUGAACCUGCUUACCGUCGUGCUGCGCCUCCUUCUCCCUAUGCCUACGAUCGCUACGACCGCUACAGCCGCGAUUCAAAAUACAGUAAUUAUCCGCCCCCUCCGCCUCCCCCUGUGGUGCCGCUCGGACGAUCUCGGACACCUCCCAAGUAUCGCGAUGAUUAUCCUCCACCACGUGAUUACGACCUACGGGAUCGUGGAAGGCCUGUGACACCUCCGCGCUAUUCAGAUUAUCCUCCGCCUAGAGCCAUGACUCCAGAACGAUACCCUAGGCGUUCUGCAAGUCCUCCUCCUCGCUCGGCUGCUGUGUAUGACUAUCCCUCGGGCCCCCAAAAUGGUAACUACGCGUCAACCCCUCCUGGGCCUCCUCCGCGUUCUAGUAGGGAUUACAGCCGCUCAGGACGCGAUGCUCCAGACUUGUAUAGAAGAGCCUAGUCCCAGCAAAAACGAACGAUUUUGUCGCCUUCAAGUCUUUUCAAUUUUUUGUCUAUAUACAGCACUAUCUAAACGUUCCAGCUAAUUACUAUACUAC